AUGGAUUACUCAAGAGCUAAAUCGCCGAAUAUUGGAAAUGUUUUGAACGCGCGGAGACUCGCACGAAGGAAGUUACAAAGAAGCGCGAUAAGAGAACGGGAAAAGCAAGAAAUAGAGAAAAAGGUAAAUAGAAAAUACAAUGUCAUUCACCAAAUACGUUCGACUUCCAAUCUGCAGUCAGCUCUCGAUCAGAACCGCUUACAGAAACACCGAACGUCCUUAUAUCAAUUAUUUUUUUUUUGUUUUAUCGAUGCGAACUUUUGAAACGAAGUUGAGGGCAAAAGAUUCGUAAUCAGAGAUGACAUACCCCAUGUUGCGGUCGGGUACGCCGGCUUAAGUAUUUCUAAAUUAAAAAAGGACUGUUUAUCAAUAACACCACAGUUUGUUGCCAGUGUUGAUACAAAAAAAAAAUUGAAAUUUCCUCACAUCAAAUGUAUUCAAAACAAAUACCCUUUUAAAUGACUGAAAAAAGAAUCUUAUUGCAUGCAAUUUAAUUUCAUAUCAAAGAUGUAUUUUCGUCUAUACAUUUGUAGAAUCCUCUAUUCUCUCGUUGUCUAAGUAACCUAAACCCAAAGUAAGUUUCACAUUUAAUACCGUUUGGAAAAAAUGACUCUCGAAUCACAAAUUAUGCACAACACUACAGGUAUGAGGGAGUCCUGACUAGUGACUAAAGGGGGCGCCCUUAGAGUCAUCUUGGUAGAAGAACUAUAUCUCGGUUUUUACUACAAGCUUGUUUAUAAAUGCGGGAGAGACGGGAUGCAGGGUGGGGGUUUAGGCUUCCCUAUCUAGAUUGGCUGCUGCUUUGUUAAUCAUCAGUUGAGGGGGUUAACAGUUAGGGGGGUCGUAGGAUGCAUAUUGUCCCCCUCCCCUGGUUUGAAAAGGCAAUGAUUUAUACCAGGAACCUUAUGCUAAUAAUACAUCCCAGUAUGCUCCUCAACUCAGACAAAAGACUGUACAAGACUCUCCCCCAUCUGUUGUGGUAUAAACUUUUAAAUUUAACGAAACAAAGAUGAUAUGAACUACCGACAUAUUAAAGGAAGCUUCCAAAGCACUUGUUAGAUAGUUGUUUAUUACAAUCGAGAAGAGGUUUUAUUAGCGUUGGGGUAAUUUACAACGACGUGAAGAUGGAUCAACUAGUCAGUCAUUACAACCUUUCAAAUCACAGCUUUGCUUGUUUAAAACACAAUGCAACGCUUUAUCAAAGUAAUCUGUUCUUGAAACCUGUCAAUAUUUCUUUUGUUUGGGUUAAUUAGACGCUUAAAUGAAACUAAAAAGUACAACCAUAUUCAACUCGUAGCGCAUUGUGAAAGCAUCCAUACUGUUAUUAACAUGGAAUAUCAUAGAAACUAUAAAAGGUCCAAAAAAGCGACUGGUAUUUUGAAAAAACGCUUAGUACCAGUUCCAGCACCCACACCGGAAAUUGUGGUGAAAAAAGUAAGUCAAGAAGUUUGUUGAGGGUAAAAUGUAAAUUACUCGAGUAGAGUCGAUUAAGGGUAGCCAAGUGCUCAUCAUGACACUCAACGUCAUUCACUUGAUGGCACAGAUUACUGAAUUGUAUUCCAAUGUUCGAGUAGUUGGCUUGGCUCCUUUGCCAUGUUUGUGUAUGUUUUCCAAACACAGUGCAUGUACUGAGAGACCUCGGCGACGUGAGAGAGGACAGUAGUUACUCCUUUGUGAGGUAGAUGUGGACAGAAGCUGGGGGAAUCACAACGGUUUUAUAAGUUUAUUAUGAUACUUAACUCACCUGAUGACAGUGCUACAUCCCUCUUUGGGAAAAAAACAUCCCUAAACUUAGGGCUGAAGUUGAGCACAAGCCUUUGAAAUGUCAACGGAAUCUUGCAAACGAUAGGCUCUUCAGUCAUCACAUUCCCCUUGAAACCUUCCUUCAACUUGUUCAGCAUGUUUCCAUAUUAAUUCAGUUCAUCAGCUUCUCUUGAUCACUUUCCUUUGCACGUUUUGAAUCCUAAAAUCAGAACUGGUGUAAAUUACUAGUAAGCGAUGUUUAUAUUUUUCGGUCGCUUUCCAUCAGGAAUUAGAAAGUCUUCGGGUGUUGCCA
Pocillopora meandrina is the source of this 2056-nucleotide messenger RNA. NCBI's taxonomy places the organism in Eukaryota, Metazoa, Cnidaria, Anthozoa, Scleractinia, Pocilloporidae. The record is from the annotation of a GenBank genome assembly.